This is a messenger RNA of Ooceraea biroi (clonal raider ant), 960 nucleotides long. RefSeq names its product chaperone protein DnaJ 2. Gene Ontology annotation, biological process: protein refolding. The record is from RefSeq and is a predicted model, not a curated record. Gene Ontology annotation, cellular component: cytoplasm. Lineage: Eukaryota; Metazoa; Arthropoda; Insecta; Hymenoptera; Formicidae.
AUGGCCGACCUCUAUUCGACCCUGAACGUGGCGCGCGGCGCGAGUGAGGCCGACAUCAAGAAGGCGUACCGCAAGCUCGCCAAGGAGCUGCAUCCGGACCGGAACAAGGACAAUCCCGGCGCGACCGAGCGUUUCUCCAAGGUCACGCAAGCCUAUGACAUCCUGACCGACAAGGACAAGCGCGCUCAGUACGACCGUGGCGAGAUCGACGAGGACGGCAAUCCGCGCAUGCCGUUCGGCUUCGGCGGUGGUGGUGCGCGCGGCGGCGGUGGCCGCGGGCCGGACUUCCGUGGUCCCAAUGGCGAGCCGUUCGAGUUCACUGGCGGCGGCGAAGCGGCGGACCUGUCCGACCUGUUCGAGGGGCUGUUCGGCGGGCGCCGGAGCGGCGGCGGUGGCGGCGGGCCGUUCAGCGGCUUCGGGCGCCGCGCCGCGCCGCCGCAGAAGGGUGCGGAUGUCGGCUACCGGCUGGAGGUUCCGUUCGAGGACGCCGCAGCCCUCAAGGGCCAGCGCGUGACCCUCUCCAGCGGCAAGACGCUCGACAUCAAGCUGCCCAAGGGCGUCGAGGACGGCACCAAGAUCCGAUUGGCCGGGCAAGGGCAGGCAGGGCCCGGGGGCAAUGGCGAUGCGAUCGUGACCAUCGCGAUCCAGCCGCACCGUUUCUUCCAGCGCGACGGCGACGACAUCCGCCUGGAGCUGCCGGUGACGCUCGCCGAGGCGGUGAGCGGCGCCAAGGUGCGCGUGCCGACCGUCGACGGGCCGGUGAUGGUGGGCGUCCCCAAGGGAUCGAGCUCCGGCAAGGUCCUGCGGCUCAAGGGCAAGGGCUUCACCGGCAAGGACGGCCAGCGCGGCAAUCAGCUCGUCACCCUGAUGAUCGACCUACCCGCCGACGAUGCCGAACUCGCGAAGUUCGCCGAGACCUGGGCGGACGCGCGCAACAUCCGGGCCGGUCUGGGUGUUUGA